AUGGAUCUAGAGGAUGAAUUUCAAGAUUUCCUAAAAGAGCGCAGCGAGAUUCUCGGAGACAUCGAACAGUUUUUGUUCAUGACCUUCAGGUAUUUCUUGGAGAUGGGGAACAGAUAUGAUCCCAAAUUCUUUGCUACUGAAACUGUACGUUCACUGAUCCAAUCGCUUUGUCUAAUACAUGGAUUAUAUGGCUAUCCUGAACGAAACUCUUCUGCGAAGAAUAUCACUGGUAAGAACUAAUUACGUAAUUAUGGACUGUUUUUGGUUCAAGGUGGCUGCAACGCGUUUGGAUUGGAAAACCGUGAGCCCAAUUAAAACGAAAGUGGCUGUGUUGACGAAAGGCUUGUCUAAAAUAUGUUACAAUUCGAUAAAUCAGACCUAUCGCAAAAUAUUUCUUCGAUGCCAUUUCAUUAGCUCGAUAUAUAUACUGAACGCUGACAACUUGAAUCGGCGUGUUUAGUCAGAUGCUUCCUUAUUCAGUAAUAUAUAUCUAAAGAUUAAAUACGCCCGUAUAAAUUGAUUUAACGUACAGUUGUGGUCUUCAAUGGUAGACCAUAACACUUUCUUGCAUCUCGCCAUUACGAAACAAAUAUAGUUGUCACUGAUGUGGUUGGUUCGGGGAUUAGAAUAUACAGUAAGUUGUCGCCAUAGUGUUCUGAGUGUUGAUGAUCCCACAAUCACAGCACAACAAUACGUCUGCGCAUGCGCGGGAACUAAGAAAUGGCGCCAAAUUUAAAUUCCAAUUUCAAAACAAAAACAUGGCCAGCAAACGGGUCGUAAUUCCUCCUAGAUUUGAAGUACAGCAAUUUAAUAAGGUGGCUUCCUACAGUAAUCGUACAGUUUAAAACAUAUUGAUUGAUUGAUAAUAGUAUUUAUUCAGGAAAACCAACAUUUAUCACUUAUUUACUGAGACCAAGGAGUGUUUUGUUAUAUAGUAUAUAAGUGUCAAAGUAUGAAUAGUUCACCGGUUAUUGGAGUGAACUUUGAAACCAAAACUUGAUAAAUGGAACGUCAACGCCGUAAAUGUUUAAUAAAAAAAGUUUAAUAAAAUGAACAGUUGGAACUUCACGGUUGACGCACAUGCGCACUGCACCCAUUCUAUUGUGGACCGGUCAAUAAAUUAUUUAUUAUGGUAAUGCCGUAACGACGUUUUGCGCACUGGCACGUGAUACGCUUUUGUCCAAUCGGAAAACCGAUGUUUGAGGAGAAAUUGUUUCUUCUAUUUUCACUAUCAUCAGGCUAUGUUUCUUCAACUUUUUGGCCAGAUUUUUAUUUAAAAAUGGUUUCCAGCGCCUUUAUAACUAAACUAAACUUUCUAUUGCAGUGGACAAAGAUGCCGUGAGAUGGAUUGUUUUAAACAGGAUCAAAGAAAAUGGGACAGCAUUUGGUAUAUAUACGUACUUUGUACUACGGAAUCAUAGUAUUUCCAUAUUUAUUUAAUAACUGCAUCACAUAAAUUCCAUAAUCGACAUAAUGAUAUUGUUUUGGCCACUUGAGCCUUUAGCCGUUUAGAUACUUUUUCAUACAGUUCAAACGUUAAUUAACGCAAUUUUUGCAUUUAAUAUACUUGGCACAUUAUAGCCAGGGGGCGAUUAUUACUGUAGUACAUGGACUUCGUCCUUAACCGGAAUGAACAGAACAUUAGCUAUAUAUUAUAUCAUGAAAUCAUUAAAUGUACAUGCAACCGUUAUUUUGUUUUAAUUGUAUUUUAAGUGGACUUCUAUAAAGAGGCAAACAAAGACGACUUUUGGGAAUUCAGUCUUCAAGAGUCAAGUGUAACUAGUUCACUCAGAGAGCCUGCUCAUAUAUUCCUACAACUG
Messenger RNA from Paramuricea clavata, 1820 nucleotides. NCBI's taxonomy places the organism in Eukaryota, Metazoa, Cnidaria, Anthozoa, Malacalcyonacea, Plexauridae. The record is from the annotation of a GenBank genome assembly.